AUAGCCCUCUCUCCUUCCUCUGGCAGCUGCAGCAGUCUCGAGCUUACUGUCUCUCUCGACGCCAACUGCAGUCUUCCUAUGGAGGUCUCCUUGGAACUAGGCGCUCCACAGGGUGCUUCCAAAUGCUUCGACGAUGAUGGCCGCCUCAAGAGAACCGGGACACUAUGGACGGCAAGCGCGCACAUCAUAACAGCGGUGAUCGGCUCCGGUGUGCUUUCGUUGGCCUGGGCAAUAGGCCAGCUCGGGUGGGUCGCCGGCCCCAUUGCGAUGCUUCUGUUCUCCUUCGUCACGUACUACACGUCUGCCCUCCUCGCCGACUGCUACCGAUCUGGUGAUCCCAACACCGGCAAGCGCAACUACACCUACAUGGAUACCGUCCGAGCUAAUCUCGAUGGGUUCAAGGUCAAGCUCUGUGGCUAUCUCCAGUACCUCAACAUCGUCGGCGUCGCCAUCGGAUACACCAUCGCUGCCUCCAUUAGCAUGGUGGCAAUCGAAAGGUCCAACUGCUUCCACAAGAACGGAGAUGACAGUCCCUGCCAGGUGAACAGCAACCCUUACAUGAUCAUGUUCGGUGUGGCCGAGAUCAUCUUCUCCCAGAUCCCCGACUUCGACCAGAUAUGGUGGCUCUCCAUCGUCGCCGCUGUCAUGUCCUUCACCAACUCUUCCAUCGGCCUUUCUCUCGGCAUCGUCCAAGUCAUCAAGAAUGGUGGUGUCAGAGGCAGUCUCACUGGAAUCAGCAUUGGCACCGUCAGCGAGAUGGACAAGAUCUGGCGCAGCCUACAAGCCUUCGGCGAUAUCGCAUUCGCCUACUCCUACUCCAUCAUUCUGAUCGAGAUUCAGGAUACAAUAAGAGCGCCGCCACCGUCGGAGGCGAAGGUGAUGAAGAGGGCGACCCUCAUCAGCGUGGCGGUGACGACGGUCUUCUACAUGCUGUGCGGAUGCAUGGGCUACGCCGCGUUCGGCGACAUGGCCCCGGGCAACCUCCUCACUGGCUUCGGCUUCUACAAUCCCUACUGGCUCCUCGACAUCGCCAACGUCGCCAUCGUCGUCCACCUCGUCGGCGCCUACCAGGUCUACUGCCAGCCGCUCUUCGCCUUCGUCGAGAAAUGGGCUCUGGAGACGUGGCCCAGGUCGCAGUUCAUCGGCAAGGAGAUCCAGGUCCCGCUGCCGGCGCGGGGAUCGUACAAGCUCAACCUCUUCAGGCUAAUAUGGCGCACGACGUUCGUGGUGAUAUCCACCGUCGUGUCGAUGCUCCUUCCCUUCUUCAACGAUGUGGUGGGCUUGCUCGGGGCCAUUGGGUUCUGGCCGCUGACGGUGUACUUCCCGGUGGAGAUGUACAUCGUGCAGAAGAAGGUGGCGAGGUGGAGCACGAGGUGGGUGUGCCUGCAGUUGCUGAGCUUGGCUUGCCUAGCCAUCACCAUAGCCUCGGCGGCCGGCUCUAUAGCCGGGGUGGUGAGUGACCUCAAGGUCUACCGGCCCUUCAAGGCGAGCUAGGAAGACAAAGCUCACAGAUCAGAUGUAGCUGAUAGUUGUUUAUUCCCUGUGGUUGUUGCUGUGCUUCACUUAUUUGUUUGUGAUCCUCCAAGAAAAGCAGCUCAAUUACUCGAUAGAAGGUACCAAAAGCAAGCUGUGGGUGUACUCCAUCUGGAAUCCUCUACUGAAUCAAUAGAACUCAAUUAAUAUUUGUUUCAUGACUUAUGUUUUCAGUUAUUUAAUAAAAUAUAAAUAUUCAGAUCGA
Musa acuminata AAA Group (dessert banana) is the source of this 1738-nucleotide messenger RNA. RefSeq names its product amino acid permease 3-like. The coding region runs from base 79 to 1494 and encodes 471 amino acids. Lineage: Eukaryota; Viridiplantae; Streptophyta; Magnoliopsida; Zingiberales; Musaceae. Gene Ontology annotation, biological process: amino acid transmembrane transport. The transcript has 6 exons. Gene Ontology annotation, molecular function: amino acid transmembrane transporter activity. The record is from RefSeq and is a predicted model, not a curated record. Gene Ontology annotation, cellular component: membrane.